CGAUGAUCUGUUGUCUGUCUCAGUGCGAUGCAAGUAUGUCGGGUCGCCGAGGGCCUCGACGUCAGUUUUUUACAGAUCUGUGUCAACGCCGUUUGCUUGCUGCUCUCUACUGCGCAGAAUCUACUGAUUUGAUUGCUUUGACAUAAAGAACACGCAUCUACUAUAUCGUCAUCUUCGAAAAGUGAGUAAGCAAGUAAUUCCAAAAUGGCCGAAGCGCCCCUUUUAUCUAGCUUUGAAAAACGACAACCGCACGACGAGAUGGCCGCGUCUAAAUCGACCGGCGCGCUUCUGACCACGCCGGAGCAGUCGACCCGCACAUUACACAAAAACCAAAAGCGUGCUCCUGUUGGUGUUGACGACGGCCCCGAGCAGCAGCAGAAUAGCAAAUGUUUUACAGUGCACGAAGACGGACUGUUCCUGUCACGGUCUGCUUUCAAAAUUGCCACCGGUGGACAAGACUACGAUGAGUUCGUGCAGAAGAUGCUCUCCUCCUAUAAUGGGGCAGCGGCGAAUAAACUUGAACACGGAAGUGAAAGUGACCCGAACAACGUGGCCAUAGAAGCACCUAUAGAGACAAAGAAGGUCCAGGAUGAAAACGGCGCCGCCCUCGAAAUUUUACCAUUGGUCUUCACCGUCUCCCAAGGGGAUUCAAUCACCGUUGGCGGGUCCGGCGUCCAUAGCAAGACAGCAACACCAGAAGCAGGCUGCUCUUCUCCCGAAACAGGUUCGGACAAGGUCUCCCCCUCGGGCGGAGCCGAGCAUCGUGACACCCUGCUAGUAGAUGAAAGCGUUUCCGCUGGUGCUUCCGGACACGAUAUUCUUGAUGUCGGUGAUGACGAUGAGGAUUUUGAUGUUGGUCUUCUGGAUUCAUCGUUCCUCCGUGACUCGGAGCGGGAAGGCACGGAAAUGGAGACAACACCACUCUCGCGGAACAGGUCGCAAGAUGACGGAGACGAAGAUAGCAGUCUCGACCUCGAAGUCGACCCAAAAGUCAGUUUGGUUUUGAACCGAGUAAAAUUCUUGCAGUUCUUAGGCUCGCGAGUCGGCCUCGGCUGUGGAUUAUCGAAAGAAUUGCGCAAGCUAGAUGAAAGCGAGCUUUUCAGGCAAAAAAUCAGAUAUGUUGCGCAAAUCCAGCACGAACACUUCGCUCCCAAGCCCCCGACCGAUGCGGAGGUUCCGAUACUACCGUUGUAUCCGUUGCAGUUUGCUUGUCGCCGGAUCCACGAAACUGCAAAGAAAAUUCUUUCAGACGUUGUUGAAGCGCACUACGGCCUCAAUGUACUCUUUCGUGUCCUCAACGGCGGAGGUGUACAAAUCGCGGCGGGUGUCGCUGCCCCGUUUGUCGUUCCGGACAUAGAAUGCAGCCGCUCCCACCUUUCGCUUGACGACCUGCUUGAACUUGAGGCUCCUUACGCCGUGGGAAAAUCUGUGGCGUCCGAAAAGGUCAAGUCCAGGGCCGAGCCCGAUCUCGUAUCGCGCCGCGCUUUGGAACAAGAGGCCGCUGUUUCCGAAGCGGAGUCGAUCCGGCAGGCCGGCAGGGAUUUUGAAAAAGAGUUCAAACUUCCGGGCAACACAAUCCAACACGCACUACACUACAGCAAGCCACGCCACUGA
Messenger RNA from Amoebophrya sp. A120, 1614 nucleotides. NCBI's taxonomy places the organism in Eukaryota, Dinophyceae, Syndiniales, Amoebophryaceae. The record is from the annotation of a GenBank genome assembly.